AUGUGGCCCGCAGUUUGGUUACUUUUGGCUGCUCCGUGGUUACUGCUCGGCAGUACAGUGGCCAAGGUUGCUCCCACCUACGCCGCACACAUCCUGGAACAUGUCCGUCCCCAAGCUCCGGCUGAGGUUCAACUGAAGGCGGCGCUGGAGGUGAUCGCGAGAACGAUUGGACCGGAACAAGCACGCCACUUUACCGUACAGAUCAAUAGCUCGCUGGAACGGAACUCAUUUCACAUCCUGAAAGAAACGGAAACGGUGCCAGUGCAAAUCAUUGCUUCGAGUGGUGUUGCUGCGACGAAGGCGUUCUACCAUUACCUGAAAUACUCUUGCCACUGUUUGGUGGCCUGGGAGGGUUCCCAGUUGGAGCUUCCAUCACCGUUACCGACCGUGAACGUUACCGUCGUCGCACCGAGCAGCUUCGUGUACUACCAAAACGUGUGCACCUGGUCCUACUCGUUCAGCUGGUGGAAAUGGAGCCAGUGGCGAUCGCACAUCGACUGGAUGGCCCUCCAGGGCAUCACGCUCAGUCUAGCGCCCUUCCAGGAGGAUGUGUGGACGGAGCUGUACCUCGAGUACAAUCUAACGUUACCACAGAUCGAAAAUCACCUCUCGGGACCGGGCUUUUUCGCCUGGCAGCGUAUGGGCAACGUACGGGGCUGGGGUGGCCCGUUGACCAAGAGUUUCGCCCAGUUCAGCAGCAACCUGCAGCAGCGGAUAGUGAAGGAAAUGCGCCGGCUCGGUAUGGUGCUCGCUUUGCCAGCCUUUGCUGGUCACCUACCGGUCCCAUUCCGUACGCUCUAUCCCAACAUCACCUUCACGGACGUUCCGGUGUGGAACAGCUUUCCACCACAGUACGCCAGUCCGUUGUUUCUCGAUCCAACGGAACCACUGUUCGGGGAGCUUGGUUCACGGUUCGUGGAGCGCAUGAUCGAACGGUACGGUACGGAUCAUAUCUACUUCGCCGAUCCGUUCAACGAAAUCGAUCCGGUCUCAGCCGGUGGCCGCUACUUGCAAGCCGUAGCCUCCUCGAUCUACGGUGCUAUGGUGAGCGUAGAUCCGGCAGCCGUCUGGUUGCUGCAGGGCUGGAUGUUUGUGAAGAACCCGUUCUGGAGUGACCGUGCCAUCAGCGCGUUCCUGACGGCCGUCCCGAUCGGACGGCUGUUGGUGUUGGAUCUCCAAUCGGAACAGUUCCCCCAGUACGUGCGUACCGGCUCGUACGCUGGCCAACCGUUCAUCUGGUGCAUGCUGAGUAACUUUGGCGGUACCCUCGGGAUGCUCGGUUCGGUCGAGAACGUGUACCGGGGCGUACGGGAAGCGAGAAGCAACGGCAACGGAUCGUACACGAUGCUCGGAACGGGUAUCACACCGGAGGGAAUCAAUCAGAACUAUGGCCUGUACGAGUUUGCCCUCGAGAUGGGUUGGUACGGUGAUGGCGCGACGGCAAUACCUGGAACCGAGCAGUGGUUUAACGAGUAUUCCGUGGCACGUUACGGCCCCCGUGCGGCCGGAUCGGCGGGUCAACGUGCUUGGGAUGUGUUCCGCCGUACCGUGUACAACUACGUGGGACUGGAGCGGAUGCAUGGCAAGUACACGUUCAACCGGCGACCGAGCACCAAGAUCAGUCCCUGGGUUUGGUACAACGAGACCACCUUCAACGAGGGUCUGCAACUGCUGCUCACGUUUGCCGGCACCGGGCCCAGCUGUAACGCGCUCUGCCGAUACGAUGUCGUCGAUGGGACGAGACAGUUUGCCCAGAACGUGGCCGAUCGGCUCUACCUUACGCUCAUGGACGAUUACAAGGGGCGCCGGUAUGCGGAGUUUCGUCAACAUGCCACCCAGUUCCUGACGCUGCUCCUCGAGCUCGAUCAACUGCUGCAGACGGAGGACCACUUUCUGCUCGGCCGUUGGCUGGAGGCGGCCAGAUCGUUCGGUGAAACGGGCCUCGAGCGGCAAAAGUACGAGUACAAUGCACGCAUCCAGCUUACGCUGUGGGGACCGCAGGGCCAGAUCGUGGACUACGCCAACAAGCAGUGGGCCGGUAUGGUGGCCGAUUUCUUUCUGCCCCGCUGGCAACUGUUUCUGGGCGAACUGGACCUAGCACUCGCCACGAACGGGACGAUCAGCGAUACGAAGAUACGGGACCAGGUGUUCCGUAACGUGGAGCUACCGUUCACGACCGACAACAAACGGUAUGCAACGGUUGCGUCCGGAGUGGAUCCAGUGCGGCUGGCCCGUUCGUUCUACGAAAAAUGGUCCCGUAGCUUGGCCGGCCUGAAGGAGCUGCCUACGGUUGCCCCACAACGGUCCCAUCGUGUGAAACAACGUAGCCGAUGGUUUUCUUAACGGGCGUGCAUCUAGUAGAUAUCCACUGCUAGGCCAACCAUACCUGCAGCUCCACCGCCGCCUACGCCAUUGUCACUGCCGUAUUGCCUUGAACCUGAACGCCAGUCGCCAAUAAUGUCCUUUCUACAUCCGAACUAUCACAUUGCCCCUGCGGUAGCCACAUGCGCUCGUUAGUUUCUUUUCAAGGCCUCCUCCUAACCCACACCACGCUCAUAUGAUGCACAAUCGAAAAUGCCUUGUGUGGAUGUGUGUUGCUAUGGUUGCUAGUGAUUGCUUUGUUCAAUUUUUAAUUAAAGUUACUGAACGUCUCUUCUUCCUUCUGGUGCCCUUUCUUGUAUGUUUUAGGACACGGUAUCAGAAAUGAUCAAAAUAAGUUGGAAUGAGGCCCAUAGGUGCGUGCAAGGGCAAAAAAAGUGCAAGUGAUUCCUUGGCAAGCAAUUACAAACGACACCAGUAUGUUACACAGAACAGCGCACGAGGCAGACAGCCACAAAAAAAACACGGGUACAAUCUAAACCAAAAUUGUUAAAAUCAAGGCAAAGCACUUAUCCAGCACUGUGCCUUUUCUUUAUCAACAAAACAUUAUUAUAGUAAGCAGAAUGAAAAGGAAAAGCAUAAGUUUGAAUACCUGAACAGACUAUAUUACGGUAUUCAUUAUAAUAUUAUGUACCGUUUCGCUCUAAUUAGAUUAUUUAGGAGGAGAGUGAAAAAUGUUUAUAAAAAAACCGCACGUGGUUCCGGUGGCUAACGGUGGCUUCAUAAAGUGCACCAACAUGUUUUAUACAAUAUUAGAAAAAGGUAAUAGUACGUACAGAAUCAAGCAAUAGUGACACAGUAAACCAGUUUUGGCAAGGAACGUAAUCACUAGCCCUGCGCUCUUGGAAUUAUGUAUCCUCUCUCUCACUCCCUUGCUCUCUCUCUCUUGCACACUCUUUCACUCGUCCUUAGGCAGUUCGGUUCCCUAUCAUCCGCCCAAUCCGUUGUUCGUCGACUUGGUUUUGGUCUGGUGCUCUACUCUCUAAAGGCACAUUCUGCUUUCCAUUCGUUCGUUCGCGCAACAUCAUCAUAUCAUCAUCAUCAUCA
Messenger RNA from Anopheles aquasalis, 3426 nucleotides. It is a transcript of the gene Naglu, whose product is annotated as N-acetyl-alpha-glucosaminidase. The record is from RefSeq and is a predicted model, not a curated record. NCBI's taxonomy places the organism in Eukaryota, Metazoa, Arthropoda, Insecta, Diptera, Culicidae.